GCUGCUGAGAGCAUCACACAAUAAUAACCAGCAGAAUGAGAGUCAAACUCUUGAUAAUCGCUCUCAACGCUGUGCUGUUUGCAGGAGCUUCUCUCGGCGAUCAGGUCCGCCAGACGCCGUUGAACAUUGUGGAAAAUCGAGGAGAAGCAGCCAGAAUCAGCUGCUCCCACAGUAUCCAGAUGUACAAUAUGAUCCUCUGGUACAAGAGACUAGAGGACAAACAGCUGCAGCUGCUGGGGUAUCGAUUUUUUGGAGAAACCCUUCUAGAACCUGGAGUGGCUGUGAAGGUGGAAGGGAGUGCAGACAGAGACCAGACCUGCACUUUGAUGAUUAAGGAGCUGAAUGAGAGCAGCAGUGGGGUUUACUUCUGUGCUGCCAGCUACCACAGUGCUGCACAGCCACAGCUCAUCAGAACAAAAACCUCACCGUCUGCCGAACCAAGCAAUUUAUAAUUAGGUUAUAUGUAGGUUCAGUGGUACAUGACUAUAUGGGUUGUGAUACAGAACAUUUGAGUAAAAUGUUUACUUUGCUGCUCAGUUAACGUUUGACAGAUUUCCGCCUGGAUCGACUCGUUUUCAUCAACCUCUCGUUCUUCUCUCUCAAAGGGGAGGAGCUUCUGUGAAGCGACACGUUAUUUAUCCUCCCAGAAAUAUUCAGCACAUCUCUGUUGGACCACAAAGCGACAGAUUCUAAACACUGAAUAUUUAAAAUUAAAACGAUGUUGCAAAUUCUUAUCAUACUUCUACUCUCUUCAUUGAGAAUUCAAGUUUACUCCCAGGACGUCAUCCAGGAUCCCACCAUCAGUUGGAGGCUGAAGUCCGAAUCGACUGAGAUGAAAUGCAGCCACAAAAAAGACAUUUCUCAUACCCAGAUGUACUGGUACCGACAGCGACCAGGGGAGACCAUGACCCUCGUUGUGUACACGGYGUUCGGUGGGCAGCCAGACUACGGCGAGAACCCGCAGAGCAAAUACUCAGCAGUCAAAGACGCCAUAGAGACCGGAGCUCUGACUGUGAAGGACCUGCAGCCUGAUGACAGCGSCGUGUAUUUCUGUGCUGUCAGCAAACACAGUGAUGUGAGGAAAUACAACAGCUGA
Molecule: messenger RNA, 1096 nt
Organism: Poecilia reticulata (guppy)
Lineage: Eukaryota; Metazoa; Chordata; Actinopteri; Cyprinodontiformes; Poeciliidae
Source: RefSeq, a predicted model, not a curated record